Molecule: messenger RNA, 1216 nt
Organism: Aspergillus glaucus CBS 516.65
Lineage: Eukaryota; Fungi; Ascomycota; Eurotiomycetes; Eurotiales; Aspergillaceae
Product: type 1 glutamine amidotransferase domain-containing protein
Exons: 1
Coding region: 172-912 (246 amino acids)
Source: RefSeq, a predicted model, not a curated record
UGUAACACUCAAUACUGCUUGCAGCGCAUAUGUCAUGACGAUGUCACAAUGUCACCAUACCAUAUACCCCGAACAAAGCCACCAUAUAUAGCCAUCAAACAAACCCUCAAAAGCAAACACCAACACGCCUACCAAUCAAUAAUCAAAACCAAACAAACACCAACCACCAAAAUGCCCAAGAAAAUCCUCAUAAUCCUCUCCGACGCCAAAUCCUACCCCCUCAAAACCCCCACCGGCACGACCCCCCAACAAACCGGCUUCUUCCUAAUGGAGCUCGCAAAACCCCUCACAAAGCUCCUCGAAUCCUCCCACGAAAUCACCUUCUCCAGCCCCAAGGGCCUGAAACCAGAACCAGACCCGAACAGUGAAUCCCUCCUCGCGUUCGCGGGGAACUUCUACGAGCGACAGCGAGAAAACGAACUCAUUGAGAGAAUGAGGAGGGAGAAUGGGUUUAGUAGCCCCCGGCCGUUUGGGAGUAUCAAUGACGCGGAGCUUGAUUCGUUCGACGGGGUUUUUAUACCAGGCGGGCAUGCGCCGUUGACGGAUCUCGGGAAUGACAAGGAGCUGGGGAGGGUGUUAUGGCAUUUCCAUGAGAAGGGGAAGCCGACUGCUGUUAUUUGCCAUGGGCCGUAUGCAUUUUUGAGUACGGGAGAAGUUAGUGAUCGGGGGUUCGCGUAUACGGGGUAUCGCAUUACUUGUUGGAGUGAUGCGGAGGAGAAGUUUAUGGAGACUGUUAUGGGAGGGGAGAUUCCGAAGGUUGAGAGUAAGCUUAGAGAGGCGGGGGCUAAGAUGGUUGAGGGUGUGAGUACAAAGGUUGGGUGGAUUACGGUUGAUAGGGAGGUGGUUAGUGGUGCGAAUCCGAUGGCGGCGGGGGCGCUGGGGGAAAAGUUUUUGGAGAUGUUGGGUGAGUAAAUGGAUUGGGCUAAGAUGCGUUCACUGGACAGGGUAGAUUAUCUCGUUGGUUUUACAGGGUAUACUAUGCUUGUUGGCAGCUACAAUGGUGUCCUUAGGACUCUUGCGUACAGUAGAACUCGAUAGUUAUAUAUUUCUCCGCCAUCUACCUAAUCUACACCAUCACUCAUCAAAGAAACAAAACAAAGCAUAAUUAAUUAUCAAAACAAUUCCUCGCAUUCUGCAUAAUGCACAAAUACAAUGUCGCAUAUAUGGAGUACAUUCGACGUAUAACAUCACUCUACGAUCUACAAACCAGCGGUGU